Prunus armeniaca (apricot) is the source of this 2991-nucleotide messenger RNA. The record is from the annotation of a GenBank genome assembly. NCBI's taxonomy places the organism in Eukaryota, Viridiplantae, Streptophyta, Magnoliopsida, Rosales, Rosaceae.
AUGGGUCUUCUCAUAAUGGAAAGAAAGGAGUUAGCUUCCAAGUAUGAAGAAGUUAAAGCCUCUAAUGAGACAGCUGAACUUUUGCACAAGCGUGAUCAAGCUGCAUAUGUAUCUGCUUUGGCUGAAGCAAGGAAACGGGAGGAGUGCCUAAAGAAGACAGUAGGAGUCAAGGAAGAGUGUAUAUCCAGUAUUGAGAAGUCGAUGCAUGAGAUGCGUGCAGAAUCUGCUGAAACAAAGGUUGCUGCUGAGAGUAAAUUGGCUGAAGCACGGAAUAUGGUGGAGGAUGCUCAGAUGAAAUUCACUGAGGCUGAGGCCAAGCUGCAUGUAGCAGAAUCUUUGCAAGCAGAAGCUAGUCGUUUUCACCGUAUCGCUGAAAGAAAGAUGCAAGAAGUUGAAGCACGUGAAGAUGAUCUUAGGAGAAACAUUCUGUCCUUCAAGACAGAUUGUGAUGCAAAAGAGAAGGAGAUAAGCCUUGAGAGACAAUCUUUAUGUGAAAGGCAGAAAACCCUGCAGCAAGAACAAGAUAGAUUACUUGAUGCACAAGCCCUGCUUAACCAAAGGGAGGAUUUCAUAUUUGGUCGAUCUCAGGAACUGAAUCGACUUGAAAAAGAGUUAGAAGACGUAAAAGCGAAUAUCGAGAAGGAGCGUAGAGCCCUAGAUGAUGGGAAAUUAAAUCUGGAGCUGACUGAGGCUUCCCUAAUUAAUAGAGAGGAGGCUUUAACAAGAAGAGAAGCUUUGUUGAACAAAAAAGAGCAAGAGAUACUUGUUUUGCAGGAGAAACUUGUGGGCAAGGAAUCUGAUGAGAUUAGGAAAGCCGUAGCAAGCCACGAAUUUGAGUUAAGAAAAAAGAAGUCUGAAUUUGAUUCGGAGCUGGACGUGAAGCGAAAACUGUUCGAAGAUGAAAUUGAAGCCAAGAGGCGGGCUUGGGAGUUGAGGGAAGUGGAUCUCAAUCAACGAGACGACCUACUGCAGGAAAGGGAGCAUGACUUGGAAGUUCAGUUGAGGACAUUGGUGGAUAGGGAGAAAGAUGUGGCAGAGAUGUCAAAUCUGGUUGAUGAGAAAGAAAAAACUUUGAGAGAUGCUGAGAAGGAGUUUGAGCUGAAUAAUGUUCUUUUGCAAAGAGAAAAGGAAGAAAUUAUCAAAAUGAAGGUAGAGCUUCAGAGCUCCUUGGAUUCACUUGAAGACAAAAGGAAACAACUUGAUUGUGCCAGGGAGAAGUUUGAGGUUUUGAAAACUGAAACAAGUGAGCUUUCAGAUCUAGAGAUGAAACUUAAAGAAGAGAUAGAUUUAGUCAGGGCUCAAAAGCAAGAGCUGAUGGCUGAGGCAGAUAAGUUGGCUGUAGAGAAGGCAAAGUUUGAAUCAGAGUGGGAAUUAAUUGAUGAAAAGAGAGAAGAGCUAAGGAAGGAAGCAGAGCGUGUUGCAGAGGAGAGGUUGGCGUUUUCCAAGUUUAUCAAGGAUGAGCAUGAUAACCUAAGGCAGGAGAAGGAGGAAAUGCGAGAUCAGCACAAGCGUGAUGUUGAAUUACUUGUUAGAGAGCGAGAGGACUUCAUGAAUAAGAUGGUUCAUGAGCGUUCUGAGUGGUUUGGCAAGAUGCAGAAGGAACGCGCAGACUUCUUACUUGAAAUUGAGAUGCGGAAGAGAGAAUUGGAGAACUGUAUUGAUAAAAAGCAUGAAGAGUUAGAAUGUUCAUUGAAGGAAAAGGAGAUUGCCUUUGAGCAAGAAAAGAAAAAUGAAUUUCAGAAUAUUAACUCUCUGAAGGAAGAAGCAGCAAAAGAGAGGGAAGAGGUUGCUUUAGAAAGGAAAAGGCUUGAGACUGAGAGAAUCGAGAUCAAUUUGGAUCGUGAGCGAAGGGAUCGGGAAUGGGCGGAGCUAAAUAAUUCAAUUGAGGAACUGAGGGUCCAGAGAGAGAAAUUGAAAGAACAGAGAGAACUAUUGCAUGCAGAUAGAGAAGAGAUUCUUGGUCAGAUUCAACACCUGAAGGAAUUGGAGAGUUUGAAGGCUGCUUUAGAUAGUGCGCCUGUGGCUGAGAUGCAACAAUCUGAUUUGGUGCCUCGCAGCCGGAAAACUUCUAGACGAUAUUUGAAGCAGUUAACUUCUGUUCGAGAAGCUGAUCAUAAUUCACAUAAUGAAGAAAAUGUUGCCAACAUUAGCAACUCAUCAAUGCUAAAAUCAGGGUUUUCUCCUUCUAGUUCUGCUCGUUUCUCAUGGUUAAAGCGCUGCAGGGAAUUGCUUUUUAAACAGUCUCCUGAGAAGCACCAAACGGAAUAUGAAGAAAAUCAUGUGAUCUCUCGGGAAGAAACAAGUUUGACAGUAACUGAACAGGUAGAUACAUCAAGUAAAUAUGACGGGCAUAGGUACACGGGAAAUGGUAAUUCACCUAGAUUUUUCAGUAAGAGACAGAAUGCUUUUGGUGAACCGAAGGUGAUAGUUGAGGUUCCCCUUGUUGGUGAGACUGUAAAAGGAACACACGCUGAAUCUGAAAUUAAGGAAUUUGAUGGUGAAAGUUGUUCCCCCUUAAUUUCUGAACAAGUCUUCCAGGGAGGAAGGAAAAGAAGAGUUGACAAAUCUUUGUCUAAUGACAGUUUUGAUCCACUACUUGAGCCCAGGCAGCACCUUAAGAAAAGGAGGCAACAACAAGAUGGCACUGUGAACUCAUCAGAACAUGCCAACACCCAUUGCAUUGCGUCAAUCCAGGAAAAAGUACUAGAGGAUCAGAAUGUAUCAAUGCCAUUGCCAUCUGAUCAAAUUUGUGAAGGCGCUGAAGAGGGUAGUGCUUUAAUAGUAGAUAAAAUCAUAAAGGUUUCCGAAGUGAUUUUUGAGGAAACUGGAACUGGCAGUCUUGGCAAUGAAGGCAAAUUAGAGGCGGAGAACUCUAUUGUAGAAGCACACCAUGGACAGAAUGGUGUCUUCCAGGGAGCUGUUGGACAAGUUACUGAGCACUGUCAGAUUCAAGCCGAAGAUACAUCAGCAAAGCAUGUGCAGUCCCAGUGA